CCCUGAAUAGAUGAUUUCGUUUCAUUUCCAGUUUGCUUUCACUCAACUUCAACUGUGUUGAUAAUAAGUGGCUGGUAAUACUCAUAAGUUUCCCAUUAAAGUGGUUAAAAAAGUGUUUCCAAUUAAAGUGAUUAUAAUUGAAGUUGUCAUAUUAACCAGGAAAGUCGUGUUUCUCAAUAGUUAAGACAGAUGAUUACCCACUGAAUAAUUUCGAUCACUUGACUCGGUCCAACUGCCAAAGAUAAGUCAGUGAAUCUAAAAUGGCUUGGACUAAUGUUCAUUGGGUGCCUUUGGCUGCCUCAAUACUUUUACCAGCGACUUUCAUCACAACGUAUUUUUUAUCAGUUACUGAUGGCAAUAUAAGUCCAGAAUUUCCAUAUAUAAGUGACACGGGAACAACAAGUCCAGAAUCAUGUGUAUUUGCCCAAUUGCUAAACAUUGUGGCCGUUUUAUAUCUAUUCACAACUUAUUUCAGGUAUAAGCAAGUUUAUCAUUAUUAUAAGGACAAUCGUAUUCAUGGUCAAAGAUUACUUUUAUCCAUCAAUAAAAUAUCUUUCCUUAUUGGGAUAUUGGCCUGUUUGGGAAUGUCAAUGGUGGCCAAUUUUCAAGAAACCAAUCUCAUUCGAGUUCAUCUUACUGGUGCAUUAAUGUGUUUUUGCUCUGGUGGAAUCUAUUGCUGGUUACAAACUUGGAUAACUUUUAAAUCUUAUCCGCAUCUCAAUGAAAAACCAAUUUGUUACAUUAGAUUUUUUCUGUCAACCACUUUAACAAUUACUUUUAUCAUAACCUUUUUCCUUGGUCCAGAAGCAAUGAGACGCUUCAAUGGUACCAACCCUCGUAAAUGGACCAGAGAUGAGGAUGGCUAUUACUUGCAUCUAAUUGCUUCUCUCUGUGAAUGGGUAACAGCCAUUUGUAUCGAUUGUUUCAUUGGUACAUUCGUAUUUGACAUGAAACGACUUGUAAUGAUUAGCCCCAAAGUACUCUUCACAACCGACAACAUCAGUAUUACCUCAAUUAAAAUAACUGCAUAAAUCACAUUCAAAAA
Messenger RNA from Tetranychus urticae (two-spotted spider mite), 1045 nucleotides. Its product is annotated as DNA damage-regulated autophagy modulator protein 2. Lineage: Eukaryota; Metazoa; Arthropoda; Arachnida; Trombidiformes; Tetranychidae. The record is from RefSeq and is a predicted model, not a curated record.